AUGGGAGCCUCCAAAGACAAGGCGUCUCUCCUCUCCGGGCUGCUCCUGUUCACGCUGUGUCUCGUCUUUUCUUUCUGCCAGGAGGAAUAUUCUGGAUACCACUCAGCUUAUACAACAAAAGGAGACACAGUGAGGAACCCCUAUGAGGUCUUGGUCGACCACUACGGCGCUUGCUGCUCUCAACCCUCCCCCCGGAGUAUCACUGAGCGACUACGCUACGAUGAGGACAGAGGCCGAGAAAGGGGAUCGACCCUGGCCCGCCCCCACACGGGCACCAUGAUCACGAGGACCCUUCCUACCCACACCACGAGUCCCAUACGGGUCCCGUAUCCAGCAGGACCAGACACAGACUCCUCUGAGGAGUCUGGGCUUGACGCAGCACUCGUGGAGGAAGGGCCGACAGAGUGCGACUGUGAACCCGGAGAGCCUGGGUUCGCUGGCUUCGCAGGACCAAAGGGAUCCAGAGGUCUGCAGGGUAAAACUGGUAGGCCGGGGAUUCAAGGCAGAGAGGGUUAUAAAGGAACCAAAGGGGUUCGAGGAAGAGGAGGAGACACCGGACUGGUGGGCAACGCUGGUCCUGAAGGAGAUGACGGAGGUUCUGGUUUCUCUGGAGCCAUGGGAGAACCUGGACUUCCAGGAGACCCAGGCGAGCAGGGAGAGCUGGGCCUGAAGGGCGACAUCGGUAUGGAGGGACCACGCGGAGGAGUCGGAGGUCUCGGUGAGACUGGCCCCAGUGGUGACGCUGGACCUGUAGGACCAAAAGGAGGUCCAGGUAUUAAGGGGUCUCGUGGUAGCGAGGGCAAAGAGGGUUCUGAGGGACGAGAAGGACAGAAGGGUCAAACUGGAGCUCCCGGGUUCCCUGGUGACGUCGGCGACAGAGGAUACACUGGUUAUCCUGGACAGCCGGGAUCCAUCGGACCCAGUGGACCAAAGGGCACUAAAGGUCAAGGCGGCCUGCCAGGCAGUGACGGUGACCCUGGAGAAGAUGGUCCUAUAGGAGUCCCAGGUUUGAUGGGAGAGCCUGGACUGUUUGGUGUCAAGGGCAGUAAGGGCGAUCGCGGUGCGAAAGGACCUCGAGGCAGAGUGGGAGCUGUGGGAGCUCAAGGAGAGCAAGGAGAUGCCGGAGUACCAGGGAAACUAGGACCAAAGGGCCUGUCGGGCCAGACUGGGGCCAAAGGUGAGACGGGACCUGAUGGUGAGAAGGGUGCAGCAGGGAAAAAAGGCAUUAAAGGCGUAAAGGGACUAAAGGGAAGCCGGGGUGACGGUGGAGACAAAGGACAGCGUGGACCAAAAGGUGCAGUCGGUCGUAACGGCGUCCCCGGCCCUGUGGGACCGCCUGGCAUCCCUGGUACCAGAGGAGAGCGUGGCCAGAUCGGCGACCUGGGUGUUAAAGGCAAAGCUGGAGCCAAAGGAGCCCCAGGUCCCUCUGGUCCUGGUCUGACUGAUGAGCAGGUCCUGCAGCUCUGCAGAGGUGUGGUCACAGCCCAGAUCUCCCAGUACGCCUCCUCCAUCCGGGCCAAGUGCUCCCAGGGCUGCCCCAUCAACAACCGGACACUCAUCGGGCCCCCCGGUGCCCAGGGGCCGUUAGGAUCCCCGGGGAAACCUGGUAAAGUGGGAAAAGCCGGAGCCAAAGGAGCCAGAGGUGUUCAAGGUGACAGAGGACUGGAGGGACAGAAAGGAGCGGAGGGUAAAAGAGGUCAAAAGGGAGCUAAAGGCCUCACAGGUGAUCCAGGUAAAGGCCUGCCGGGACCUGACGGACCACAAGGCCCCAGAGGUUUGACUGGUAACCCGGCAGAACCCAAAAAUGGCAUGGAGGGUCCCAGAGGUCCCCGUGGCUUCCCCGGUGCAGUCGGUCAGUCUGGCAUGCUUGGGGUCGCAGGCGUGCCCGGUUUUUGCGAGGCGCGGGACUGCAGUAUUCAUGCGCCGGUGAUGCGCAAAGAGCAGGGUCUGGUGAAGGGACCCGUCAGUUCAAAAAUCUGAACCUGAACGCGAGCGACACCGACCGCUGCGAGAUUAUUGGGUCUGAGAUUCACCCUGGUGGCAACCAAAAGGUUCAUCUCAUUGAAUUCCAGCUGACAGUAGGACUGGGUUUAAAUGGGACAAAAAAUGUGUUAGAUUUAUGACAAUAACUUGUUUAAAAGCUGCAAAUCAUUGUAUCCUUCAUUGACUGUUGUUGAAUAUGUCAGUGGACCAAAUAUAGUACUGUGGGGUGCUCCGCUGGUGGGCAGGUUUGGUAACAAAUGGGAAACUGCAGAAAAGAAACCAGAAAAGACUUUACCAUUUGAGCUGGAGAAGGCUGCAAGUGAACUUUUAUUAUUUUCAAGGUUUUAUAAUUCAUAAAGAUCCAAACACUGUUUGUUUUGAUCUGGAAUAAUUGCCUCUGAUGUACUGUAAUUUGAUAAGAACACUAAAUAAUUCCUCACCGAAUUGUUCCUUCAGUUUAGUUCUUGUUUUCUCUGGUUAAAUAAAAAUAAAAAAUGCUAUGUAAAUAUUUUGUAAAGUAUCUCAAAUACAUGUACUGUGCUCUAAAAUAUGUUUCAGAUAAACUGAUGUUUUUUAAUCUGAGUCUUCAGUUUGUCGGUCGUCACGUUUUAGUGUUAAGAGGUUUUGCUUUUAAUUCUGAGAAAUAAUAUUCCAGAGAUGAUCAGUCACAGAAUAAUAACCUGGAUCCAGAGUUUUUUGGAAUUCAAAUAGGAAUAAAACACUAAACUCACUGUAAUUAUCAGGCAUUAUCGUCACAGUAAAGCAGUUAUCUGAUUGUUUGUAUGUGUAUUAAGUAGCAAUGUGUUUGACAAGAUGACUUUAUCCUCCAGAUU
Messenger RNA from Morone saxatilis (striped sea-bass), 2816 nucleotides. RefSeq lists its product as uncharacterized. NCBI's taxonomy places the organism in Eukaryota, Metazoa, Chordata, Actinopteri, Moronidae. The record is from RefSeq and is a predicted model, not a curated record. The transcript is spliced from 27 exons. Bases 1 to 1980 code for a protein of 659 amino acids.